This is a messenger RNA of Episyrphus balteatus (marmalade hoverfly), 3738 nucleotides long. RefSeq names its product oxidative stress-induced growth inhibitor 1-like. The record is from RefSeq and is a predicted model, not a curated record. The transcript is spliced from 8 exons. Bases 927 to 2945 code for a protein of 672 amino acids. Lineage: Eukaryota; Metazoa; Arthropoda; Insecta; Diptera; Syrphidae.
UAACGCGACAACAAGAAAAAAACGUGUGGUAAUGUGUUUUCUGUAAAAACUUAAAUGUUUAAUUCCAAAAAUAGCCCAUUAAUUGAACAAUCUAUUGUAAUUAUAAUUUAAAGGCAGCCAAAACGAAACUGUCACAUUUAUGUAUUUUCUAAUUAAAUUGAUAAUGUGCGGUUGUUGUUGCAUUUUAUAUGAUCGAUAAUGUUUUUUUUUUUUUGUUAUGAAAAAACAAAUUAAAUAAAGGUGCAUCUGAUGAAAUCCUUUUGCUGUAUAUUCAUAUUACAUUAUAUUUUCAAGUAAAAUUACAAUAACUUGCACGAUCGCGUUUGACAGCCUUAUCUUAUUCCUUUGAAGAGAUUUUAAAUUUAAGUUCUUAUUCAAACAAACAAAAAAAAACAGAGAGUACUUAAGUAAAAGAGACCAGAAGCACAAACAUUCAAGAGCACAACGUCAGACAUCCACUUGAGUUUGCAGCUUUCUAACACUGCUACCGCUAGCUAACCCAAGACAAAAUAAAACAGUGUCGAUAGAAACGUUCUCAGAGCAGCAAUCGAUAUUGAACAAAUGCUAACGCUGCUUCCGAUAAAAUCUUGCCACUGCCAACAAAAAUGUAUAAAUGAAAAAACAACCAUACCACGAGCUCAGUUUUCUAAGAAUUGUUGUAACGUUCAGACGUCUUUGUCAGUUUGUCGCGUUACCGGUUCGGAAUGCGAUCAACUUGAAUAAAACCAUUGAUGAAUAUAUUGCGUAUAAUAUUGAAUUUGCAAAACUCUAUCCCAUCAUUUAUAAAGAAAGCCGGCUAUAAUAGAUGAAAGAAGCUGUAAAGUUGAUGUGUGUCGUUUGUCUAACGUGUCAUAUAUACAUACUUAAGUAUAUUGAAUACAAAUUUAAAGCUCAAGAAUUAAACAAAAUUGGCGAUAAAAUACAAAAUGAAAGAUAUUAGCGUUCGCAAUAUUCCCAGUGAUACUAUUUACAAAGAUGUUGUAAUUAUAGGAAAUGGACCCAGUGGUAUUUCGUUGUCAUACAUGCUCGCCGGAAACUGGCCAUAUUGGAUUCCAGAAAAAGUACAAAAGCAUCCGGACGAAAUGCUUAGAGCACGUCUCAAUUAUGCUGACAAAAGUAAAAGCUUAGUGGAACAAGAUUUGGUAAUUUUGGCAGAUGGGCUUGAGGGACGAAGUACAAACCCAGUUUCAUUGUUGCUGGACAGCCUGGAGCAUCCGUGUGCCGAUUUAGGUUUGGAAUUGCCUUCUAUGCUGGAAUAUCGAUUUGAUGCAAAAAAACAGAUUGACCAUAUUGUCCUGGGACAAGGUCCGCCAGGUGGUUCGUGGCAUAAAAUGGAUCCUAACCUGCGAACAUUGUCACUCGCUGGAUGGAUGUCACUACCUGGGCUAAGUUAUGGUGACUGGGAAGCAUUUCAACAACAAAAAAAGGCCGAGCAAUUUCAGAGAAACAAUUCUUCUUUGCUUCGCAAAAUGACCCUGAUCAAAACAAACUGCCCAAAAUGUAUCAAACUUCGAACGUCCAAGCAAAGCAACAAUAUGAAAAAUAAUACUUUUGUUUUCAAUAAUAAUAACGAAUGCGAACCUGAGGCUUUAUGCUGUAAAUGUACACAAAAAAUCUGCAGCGGUACAAACCAUAUUAGUACAAAUGCUAAUAAUGAACCAAAGUCGUUAAGUGACAAUAAUAGUGAGAGUAUCAAUUCGCCGCCCCGACGUAAUCUAUCGCUUAAACGGCAAGUAUCGAAAGAGGUACAGACAAGAGCUCUUGUAUCAAGAGUUGCUGAAUAUUAUGAAGAUUAUGUUCAUCGUAUGAAUUUAGACAGGUUCUUUAUGAACAGUACCAAUGUGACAUUUAUAGCUCCACUGAGUGCAGACUGUAUCAAAUCGGACAAAUUUUCAGAUGCUAGAUGGAUUGUCACAGGAAUCGAAGAGUCAACGAGGCGAACAUUUUACUUUGCUUGCAAGAAUGUGGUGUUAGCUAAUGGUGUAUCUGAUUUACCUAAUCGACUGGGUCUCAGAGGUGAACAACAGAGAAUAAAUCAGACCUGGGUUAAACAUGAACUAAGGGAACUUGAGACUGCACUAGAAAAUAUGCCAGAAAAAGAAAGAAAAAAACUUAAGCCUGUACUUGUGGUGGGAGCUGGAUUGAGUGCUGCAGAUGCUGUGACUAUAUGUCGAUCGUCUGAUAUAGAUGUCAUACAUGUUUAUCGUAGUAAAAGCGUAGGAUUAGAUAGAUCGUUACCGGAAAGUGUAUAUCCAGAGUAUCAUGAGGUGCACAGAAUGAUGAAAGAUCCCAGCCAAACAUACGACUGCUAUACGCCUGUUCCAGAGCACGCCAUUUCGAAACUAACAACAGAUGCUUUCGGUUGUCAUCUUGUAACAGUGAAAAAUCUCAAAACUUCCGAAACCACAACAUAUGAAGUUUCUUAUUGUGCCAUACUAAUUGGAGCAAGACCAAAUUUGCGUUUUAUCUCGUGCAUAAGCAAGCAUCCAGCCAGAAAAAUAAUUCCUCUCAAGUGCACUUAUCCACAUGCAGAGCAAUAUCAAAAUCAGAUGACGCGAAAACUAGCUUGGUUGAAAAACCUGUGUGAGAAAUGUAAAAACUUUAACAUUUGUGAUUGGAAUCGCCGACUUACACCAAUUGAGCAUUGUCAGCGAGUUUAUGAUAAUUCAAAUAACAAAAUUUGUGAGUGCAAUAGAAGCUGUAUUAAUGAUGAUUCAUUAAGAGUAUGUCCCCUAGAUGACUCGGGCAUCGGUCUCGGCUUAGAACCGUCAAAACCUAUUGAUAGUAAGACUAAUCAAAUCGACGUGGAUAAAUAUACGAAUGAGGUUCAAAGAAUGCCUAAGGGACUUUUUGCAAUGGGACCACUAGUCGGGGAUAAUUUUGUUCGUUUCAUCCCAGGCGGUGCACUGGCCAUCACAUCAACUCUUCACCAAGAAAACGAUUGAAACCGAUUCAAGGUUUCAAUGUAAACACUUUUGUGAGUUUCUCAAGCACAAGGUUGCCAUAAAUGGGGAAACUUAACUUUUUCUAUAUAGGAAACGGUUCUUUUUUUGAUUUGUGUAAAUACUUUUUCGGCACAAAUGUUAUAUUGUAUCUCUAGCUGUUAUAACAUCAAUAUAAUUCUCAUUAAAUUUAAGAGUGAUCAGCGGUGAAAUGAUAUUUGAAUUUGGAACCAUUUGAUUCUUACUGUUGUUUGAAAGAGUAAUUGAUGUCUAAUGUGACUCUAAUGAAACUACAGAAUUGUUACUAAAAGCUGCAUUAAAGUUUUAAUACUUUUUUUUUUAUUGUUGAACUUGUUUUUACGGAGGUCUUGUUUGUUUUUAAUUUUUUAUUAAAACAAUUAUAAAAGUUUGACCGUUUGUUUUGUUUAUUUCAUUAUUAACUGUUAUUCUUGUACACAAAUCUUUAUAUUUGUUCAACUGUGAAUUAUUAAAUAAGUAAAAAGAAAUAUAUAUGUGUAUAUGAAAAAGCCAAAUGGAUUUAUGAAUUUAUUGAUUGAAACCAAAAGACAAAAACUCUUAGGACAUAUCGUAAGCCAUCAGGAGAAUUGAGUUCCAAUCUUAAAUGUAUGUAUUCCUUGUUUUGAACAAAACCAUUUUUUGCUUAAAUUUCAUAAAACAAAUUAUAGCAAAAGAUUCUCUAGGUAAUUUAAGGAAAAAAAAAUACAAGGGAGUAAGGGACAAUCUUCCAUCGUUUAAGCGAUAAAUGCAAUUUUCUCUCAAACUGACUUCAAACACA